CACAAUGCAAUGGUACAGCAGACAAAGAUGGCUGACGUUGUGUGAUGAAAGAGAAAUGUAGUCACUGGAGUUUUUAAACGACCAUAUCUCAUGUCUCAGCUUGUGAAUACUGCCCACAGUUCCAAGAUUUAUAAAGGGGUGGAUCCGUUGCAGUAGCUUUGUUUAUUUCUCCAGCAAUGAGUGCUAGUGUUGUCUCGCCAUCAACACCCAGUUCAACGGAUGGGGAUAUUGGUGCAUUUGGUGGCAUGGAUGAUGACAGAGGUGUAAUUUCCCCCAGACCAAUGAGUACCGACAGCAGCACCGGCGAUCUAGUAAUGCGAAGUACCAGUUUGGACUGUUCCCCUGACGACAGCGAAGAUGCUGAAGAGAAGGCCAGACUGACUUGCCAGGUGUUGGAACUACAGAACACGCUGGAUGAUUUGUCAACAAGAGUGGACAAGGUGAAAGAGGAGAACCUGAAAUUGAAGUCCGAGAAUCAAGUCCUUGGUCAGUACAUUGAGAAUCUCAUGUCAGCAUCUAGCGUGUUCCAGUCCACAUCACCAAAGAGCAAGAAAAAAUCGGGAGGCAAGGGAAAGAAGGCUGACAAGUGAAUCCCUGCAGUAUGUACUUGUGUGUGUGAGUGUGCUCGCCUGUAAACUACACGCCUGCUCACAGCAGGGUGUCGCAAGGCAAGGCACCGCAUCUGAAUAAAUUAAAAACUUUUCUUGCAGCCGACCUGCAAUUCUAAAACAACCCAGCCACAAUGAAAGUUCUGCUCUGUGACUCGAAAACCCAAAACCCUGCAGAAGUUUUGUUGGGGUGCGUAUUUUUCAAAACCCUCUUGAGACCAUGAUUGGCUUCAAGGGAUUAUCACCAACUCAUCGCUGAUUUACUGGAAACGUGUCGGUACUGUGCAGAUAUGUGGUGUAAGAAAUAUGCAAAACGCCUAGCUAAUUUGACGUCUAUUUAAAGUUUUCAAGUAUUGUACAUACGCUCUACAAAAAGAAGUUGUGGCAAUUCAAUGAAGAGAAGACGUUUACUGGUUCGUCAUUGUACAUGUAUCCAUUAAGCAGUAUGUCUUACAAUGUCCAAUCAUGUUAACAAGACAAACGUGACUCACCAAUAUACACAAUUUAUGUCAUCACAGCGUUAUAACUAAAUAUAUACAAAAAGCACCAAAAUAUAAGUAAGACGUGAUCACCGAUAAUUGUACUGCAUAUAGUUAGUCACAAUGUGCGUCAUAUUAUCAGAGAGUGAAACUUAACUAAAAAUAACCAUGGGUCAUGUAAUGCCAAGAAUUGUGAAAGUUCUCUGUAGAAUUUGUCAGAUUAAUACAUGUACAUUGAAUCGUACCCUGCACAUGGACCACGAUAUUCAGACAUUUUUUCUUAGUGGUAUGACGCAAUCAGGGGGGGGGGGG
Molecule: messenger RNA, 1399 nt
Organism: Patiria miniata (bat star)
Lineage: Eukaryota; Metazoa; Echinodermata; Asteroidea; Valvatida; Asterinidae
Product: short coiled-coil protein B-like
Exons: 5
Coding region: 177-590 (137 amino acids)
Cellular component (GO): trans-Golgi network
Source: RefSeq, a predicted model, not a curated record